AUGUCACCGGGUAAAGAAAUGGCCCUCGGAAACAUGCUUUUUGCACGUUCAUCUCUAGCAGACUACGAGCAGCUUUGUAAUAUCGACGUCUUGGGACUUGAAGACAGACCAGAAGGUGAUCAGAGCUUAGUUUACGAAGAGUUCAAGGAGCAACUGAGCCGCAACCAAGAAGGGUGGUAUGAAACAGGGUUGCUAUGGAAACAGAACCACGACACCCUUCCAAGCAACGAGAAAGGAAGCAUAAAGCGUCUUCAAAACCUGCUAGAGAAACUUCAGAAGAAUCCAGAUCUGAUGGAGAAGUAUGAUGACGUGAUCCAAGAUCAGCUACGUCAAGGAAUUGUAGAAGCGGUUCCUGAAACUCCAGCGGCAAAGGAGUUCUAUAUUCCACAUAAGCCGGUAGUGAGAGAAACAGCCGAGACUACGAAAGUGAGGGUAGUCUAUGACGCAUCAGCCAAAGAAACCGAAAGCAGUCCCUCGUUAAACGAGUGCUUAGAGACCGGUCCCCCUCUCCAGAAUCUACUGUGGAACGUCCUCGUGAGAAGUCGGUUCAAGCCCGUUGCAUUAGCCGGGGACAUCAAGCAAGCCUUUCUGCAAGUUCGCAUACGCCACGAAGACAGGGACGUUCUGCGAUUCCACUGGAUCAAAGACGGAAAUCCUGACGCCGUCACCGUUCUGAGAUUUACGAGAGCAAUGUUUGGACUUGCGCAGUCUCCCUUUCUUCUUGCAGGUACACUACAGCGGCAUCUUGAUAGCCUCGAAGACAAGUAUCCCAGGGAAGUACAAGAAAUCAAGAGAAGUCUUUAUGUAGACGACAUAAUUACAGGGGGAGAAACCUCRCACGAAGUCGCAGAGUUGAAAGAGACCACGAAAUCCAUCUUUGGYGAAGCGGGUUUUGRGCUGCACAAGUGGCACUCUAACGAUCCAAUGCUGGAAGAGGAAGAUGGCCAUCAGAAAGGCGAAAGUCAGAGCUUUGCAAAGCAGCAGCUGGGAGUAAAACCAGGAGAGACCAAGGUCUUAGGAUUGACUUGGAACAAGGAAAAGGACACCAUCGCAGUGACGUUCCCAGAGAGACCUCAAGACACGACUAAAAGAGAGAUGUUGAGGUUCCUUGCCUCGAUCUACGACCCCUUGGGUGUGGUAGCACCAGUAACCCUUGUGGGCAAACUUAUCUACCGAGAGGUGUGUGAUCAACGGAAGGCAUGGGACGAGAAACUAUCYRGUGAAAUGGUGAAGCGAUGGCUCAAAUUCGCUAGCAACCUGCCAGAGAGAGCUGAGACACCUCGCAGCUUAGCAGUCUUUCAAGAGCCUAUCCAGUCGAUUGACCUCCACGUUUUUGGAGACACAAGUGGACAAGGUACAUCAGCGGUGGUGUAUGCAGUUGUUUCUCAGAACUCUGGUACCUUCAGUGGAUUGGUAUGCGGGAAAGCCCGUCUAGCAAAGAAGAGUCUUACAAUCCCGAGGUUGGAACUUGUUUCUGCACACAUGGCAGCCAACCUGGUGGACAAUGUGAGAACAGCUCUAGAAGAUCUUCCAGUAAAGUCAGUCUACGGAUGGCUUGACAGUACAGUCGCUCUAUACUGGAUCAAGGGCAAAGGUUCCUACAAGCAGUUUGUCACUAACAGAGUCAACAAGAUAAACGCUAAGUGCUACAUCACUUGGAGACAUGUUGGUACCGAAGACAACCCAGCCGAUAUUGGAAGCCGUGGAUGCAGUCCUGAAAGACUUGACCCAACGUGGAAGAAGGGACCAGACUGGUUAACUCAGAAAGAUCAGUGGCCUGAGGACAAAACUCUAGAACCAAGCGAGGAGACUGAGACUGAGUCAAAGCAGACGAGAGAAGUGUUUGGAGCAGCUGUCGUCACCGAGGACGAGAUGGACGAAAUGUUAAAGAAACAUUCCUAUUGGAAGGCCGUCCGUAUAACCACUUCGAUUCGGCGGUUCGCGAAGAACAGUCGUCUGAAAAGAACCGAGCGAGUGUCUGGGCCUCUGAAAGCUAAAGAAACAUAG
Molecule: messenger RNA, 2007 nt
Organism: Actinia tenebrosa (Australian red waratah sea anemone)
Lineage: Eukaryota; Metazoa; Cnidaria; Anthozoa; Actiniaria; Actiniidae
Source: RefSeq, a predicted model, not a curated record